AUGGAUUUGAGGUCAACACUUCUGGUCAUUGGAGGAUCCGCGUGCUCUUUCAAACUGCUAAACACAAUCAUCAGAUCCCUGCCCACACCAGAGCCGGCACGCAAGAAAGCCUGGAGGUGGAGGAAUAUCACCACUUCUUUAGCUCACAGCUCGCUGACAGGAGCAUGGGCUGUUUUAUGUUUUUACCUUGAACCCAAGAUGGUGGAGGACCUGAUCUCCUCUCACUCCAUACUCUCCAACAGCCUUGUAGCAGUGUCUUCAGGUUACUUCAUCCAUGACUUUGUGGAUCUGAUCUUGAACCAAUCAUUUAAACGGUCGUGGGAGGUGCUCUUCCACCACUCUGUGGUGCUCUCGUGCUUCAGUUUGGCUGUGACAUCCCGUCGCUAUUUGGGCUUCGCUGUGGUGUCUCUGCUGGUUGAGAUCAACUCUGUUUUCCUUCAUAUCAGACAGCUCCUCCUCCUGUCGGGAAAGAGGAACAGGCCAGGGACUGAAAUUACAGCCCCUCGGCCCUCUGUGACCUACCGCAUGACCAGCUGGCUCAACCUGGGAACGUUUUUGGUGUUUCGUGUCUUUACGCUGGGUUGGAUGAGCCGCUGGCUGGCAGAUCACAGUGAUCGUAUUACGCCUCGCUACUUCCUGCUGAUGGGGACAGCAGGUCUGGGUCUCCUCUCCAUCAUGAACACAGUGCUUCUCUACAGACUGAUCAGAGCAGACAUCCUCAGUAACGCACACAACACCAGCAGGGACCACUAG
Messenger RNA from Scomber japonicus (chub mackerel), 753 nucleotides. Its product is annotated as TLC domain-containing protein 2-like. The transcript is spliced from 5 exons. Lineage: Eukaryota; Metazoa; Chordata; Actinopteri; Scombriformes; Scombridae. The coding region runs from base 1 to 753 and encodes 250 amino acids. Gene Ontology annotation, biological process: phospholipid homeostasis; membrane assembly; regulation of membrane lipid distribution. The record is from RefSeq and is a predicted model, not a curated record. Gene Ontology annotation, cellular component: plasma membrane.